Fukomys damarensis (Damara mole-rat) is the source of this 14204-nucleotide messenger RNA. It is a transcript of the gene Dnah2, whose product is annotated as dynein axonemal heavy chain 2. Lineage: Eukaryota; Metazoa; Chordata; Mammalia; Rodentia; Bathyergidae. The record is from RefSeq and is a predicted model, not a curated record. Gene Ontology annotation, biological process: microtubule-based movement. Bases 143 to 13672 code for a protein of 4509 amino acids. Gene Ontology annotation, molecular function: ATP hydrolysis activity; dynein intermediate chain binding; ATP binding. The transcript is spliced from 89 exons. Gene Ontology annotation, cellular component: dynein complex.
CGCGGGGCAUCUUCUUAACUGGUGUGGCCAGUCGGUCGGCCUAGGGAAGAGAGGGUCGGCUUGUGGCGGAACCACUGAGCUAAAUUCCUGACUGGGCAGAGUGAUUUGAGCAACCACAUCUCAACUUGGUUUCACCUGCACAAUGUCAAGCAAAGCUGAGAAAAAGCGGAAGGUGACUAACCGGGUAGGCCCCCGGACACCCAGGGAGGUGCAAGCCGCUCAGCCCACCCUGGACACACAGGCUACUGAGAGCAUCCUGUCUGCCACUGAGCCUGAGUCUGAGCCUGAGCUGCCCAAGGAGGAGACUGUGCUAAUAGUGACGGAACCUGAAGUACCAGAAGAGGAAGUGGAGGAGCUCGAGGUGGAUGUGAAGCCCCUUUUCCUUUCCCGAGCUGUGCUCACAGGCCUGGCAGAUGCUGUGUGGACAGAGGAGCAUGAUGCCAUUCUGAAACAAUUCGCCCAGGACCCCCUGGAAUCCAUCCUCACCAUCUUCAUUGACCCCUGUUUUGGGCUGAAGCUGGAACUGGGUAUGCCUAUACAGACUCAGAAUCAGCUGGUCUACUUCAUUCGCCAAACACCGGUCCUCAUCACCCCAGAGAACUUCGAGGCGACAGUACAGUUUGGGACAGUCCGGGGUGCCUACAUCCCAGCCCUGCUUCGACUGCUCAGUGGUAUUUAUGCCCCUCAGAUUUUUACAGACACAACCUGGCCGGAGAGCAUUCGGAAUCAUUUUACUUCCCAUCUGCACAAGUUCUUGGCCUGCCUGACAGACACACGUUACAAACUGGAGGGGCACACCGUUCUCUACAUCCCCGCGGAGACUGAGAACAUGAAGCCUCAGGUGGUAGUAAAGGACAAAGAGCUGGUGCAGCGGCUAGAAACCUCCAUGAUCCACUGGACCCGGCAGAUAAAGGAGGUUCUCAGUGCCCAGGAGACUGUGGAGACAGGAGAAAAUUUGGGCCCUCUGGAGGAGAUUGAGUUCUGGCGCAACCGCUGCAUGGACCUGUCUGGCAUCAGCAAACAACUGGUGAAGAAGGGUGUGAAGCAUAUUGAAUCCAUCUUGCGCCUGGCUAAGUCAUCCUACCUGCUGCCCUUUAUGAAACUGGCUCAGCAGAUCCAGGAUGGCUCUGGUCAAGCGCAGUCGAACCUGACCUUCUUGUCAAUCCUGAAGGAACCUUACCAGGAACUGGCUUCCGUGCACCCUAAGGACAUCUCCAGCAAGCUCCCCAGGCUGAUCAGUCUCAUCCGCAUCAUCUGGGUCAACUCUCCCUACUACAAUACAAGGGAGAGGCUGACCUCCCUCUUCCGAAAGAUGAGCAAUGAGAUUAUCCGUUUAUGCUGUCAUGCCAUCUCCCUGGACCGGAUCUUUGAGGGAUAUGUCUCUUCCAGCAAGGAGGACCUCCAAGGCUGCAUUUCUUGUUGCCAUGCUUGGAAAGAUCACUACCUGCGGGCUGUACAGAUGCAUACUCAGUUUUCCAGUCGGGGAUGGGUCCUAGACCAGACCAGCAUAUUUGCUCAGGUUGAUGCUUUUGUGCAGCGCUGCAAGGACCUGAUUGAGGUAUGCGACUGUCAGUACCACUUUGCCCGUUGGGAAGAUGGCAAGCAAGGUCCCCUUCCUUGCUUCUUUGGUGCCCAGGGGCCACAGAUCACACAAAACUUGCUAGAAAUUGAAGAUAUCUUUCAUAAAAAUUUGCACAUGCUGCGAGCUGUCCGCGGAGGCAUCCUGGAUGUCAAGAAUACCUCCUGGCAUGAAGACUAUAAUAAAUUCCGCACUGGAGUCAAGGACCUGGAAGUGAUGACCCAGAACUUGAUCACCUCAGCCUUUGAGUUAGUUCGUGAUGUGGAGCAUGGGGUGCUGCUGCUGGACACCUUCCACAGGCUGGCGACCCGGGAGGCCAUCAAGCGAACAUACGACAAGAAGGCAGUUGAUCUGUACAUGCUGUUCAAUAGUGAACUGGCCCUUGUGAAUCGUGAGCUAAACAAGAAGUGGCCGUAUCUGGAGCCCUACAUGGGCCAGUAUUCAGGACAGGCACACUGGAUGCGGAUCCUCCGGCGGCGCAUAGACAGAGUCAUGAAUUGCCUUUCUAGUGCCCAUUUCCUGCCCCAUAUUGGGACUGGAGAGGAAAGUGUACACACCUACCAGCAGAUGGUUCAGGCCAUUGAUGAACUGGUUCGAAAAACCUUCCAAGAAUGGACAUCAACACUGGACAAGGACUGCAUUCGGCGGCUGGACAUCCCUUUGUUACGGAUCAGCCAGGAGAAGGCGGGCAUGCUGGAUGUCAACUUUGACAAGUCCCUUUUGAUUCUCUUUGUGGAGAUUGACUACUGGGAAAGGCUGCUAUUUGAGAUUCCUCAUUAUGUGGCAAAUGUAGCUGAGCGAGGGGAGGACUUGCGCGUCCUGAGGGAGAAUCUGCUACUUGUUGCUCGAGACUACAAUAGGAUUAUUGCCAUGCUGUCCCAAGAUGAACAGGCCCUGUUCAAAGAACGUAUCCGAUUCCUGGAUAAGAAGAUCCACCCUGGCCUAAAGAAGCUAAAUUGGGCCUUGAAGGGGGCCAGCGCCUUCUUCAUCACAGAGUGCCGCAUACAUGCCAGCAAGGUGCAGAUGAUUGUGAAUGAUUUCAAGGCCUCCACUCUGACCAUUGGCUGGCGGGCCCAAGAGAUGUCAGAAACACUGCUGGUUCGUAUUAGUGGCAAACGAGUGUACAGGGACCUGGAGUUUGAGAAAGACCAAAGAGAACAUCGGGAAGGUGUACAGCAGAAAUUGGUAAAACUACACCAGGAUGUGGUAAACAUCAUGACCAACUCCUACGAAGUCUUCAAGAAUGAUGGCCCUGAGAUUCAGCAGCAGUGGAUGUUGUACACGAUUCGGCUGGACCGCAUGAUGGAGGAUGCCUUGCGCCUGAAUGUGAAGUGGUCACUGCUGGAGUUGUCCAAGGCCAUCAACGGGGAUGGGAAGACCACUCCCAACCCACUUUUCCAAGUUCUUGUCAUUUUGCAAACUGAUGUGCAGGGAGGUGGGGCACAGGUGGAAUUCUCACCCACCCAGCAGACUCUCGCAGGUGUGGUCAAUGACAUUGGCAGUCACCUUAUUUCUACCAUUUCUGUCUUCCGCCACCUUCCUGACAUCCUUAUGAAGCGCAAGGUGCAACGGGAACCCAUCCAUAUAAUUGUGGAGCGAGAUGAGGACAUCAAGAAGAUCCAGGCCCAGAUCAGCAGUGGCAUGACCAACAAUGCAAGCCUGUUGCAGAACUACCUCAAGACCUGGGAUAUGUACCGGGAAAUCUGGGAGAUCAACAAAGACUCCUUCAUCCGUCGCUACCAGCGCCUCAACCCUCCUGUCUCUUCUUUUGAUGCUGACAUUGCCCGCUACACAGAGGUGGCUAACAAUGUGCAGAAGGAAGAGACGGUCCUCAACAUCCAGUUUGUGCUGCUGGAUUGUUCACACCUCAAAUUCUCGCUGGUGCAGCACUGCAAUGAGUGGCAGAAUAAAUUCACAACUCUGCUCAAGGAGAUGGCAGCAAAACACCUGCUGGAGCUGCACAACUAUCUACAGGAGAAUGGAGAGAAAAUCAGCCACCCUCCCCAGACACUGGAGGAACUGGGGGUCAGUUUGCAGCUCAUGGAUACCCUUCAGCACGAUUUGCCUGACCUGGAGACCCAAAUCCCACGCAUCCAUGAGCAGUUCACCAUUCUGGAGAAGUAUGAGGUGCCAGUUCCAGAAAAUGUACUGGAAAUGCUGGACAGACUCAAUGGGGAGUGGGUCAUCUUCCAACAAAUUCUGCUGGACAGUGAACAAAUGCUGAAGAAACACAAGGAGAAAUUCAAGACGGGCCUUAUUCUCUCUGCUGAUGACUUUAAGAAGAAAGCACACAACCUGCUGGAAGAUUUUGAGUUAAAAGGCCCCUUCACCAGCACGGUGGGCCACAUGGCUGCCCUGGAGCAGAUUGCACAGGUGCGGGCCAUGCUGAUGGCUAUGCGGGAGGAAGAGAACAGUCUCCGCUCGAACCUGGGCAUCUUCAAGAUUGAGCAGCCGGCCUCCAAAGACCUCCAGAGCCUGGAGAAGGAGCUCGAUGCACUCCAGCAAAUGUGGGAGAUCACUCGGGACUGGGAGGAGAACUGGAACCAGUGGAAGACUGGCCGCUUCCUGACUCUGCAGACGGAGGCCAUGGAGACCAUGGCCCAUGGGCUGUUUCGCCGCCUCACAAGACUAGCCAAAGAGUAUAAGGACCGAAACUGGGAAAUUAUUGAAACCACUCGAUCUAAAAUAGAGCAGUUCAAGAGAACCAUGCCCCUCAUCUCAGACCUGCGGAAUCCUGCCCUUAGGGAGAGGCACUGGGACCAGGUCAGGGAUGAAAUCCAGAGGGUGUUUGAUCAGGAAUCUGAAAGCUUCACCCUGGAGCAGAUUGUGGAGCUUGGAAUGGGUCAGCAUGUAGAAAAAAUUGGGGAGAUCUCUGCCUCAGCAACCAAAGAGCUGGCCAUAGAAUUGGCAUUACAGAACCUUGCCAAGACCUGGGAUGUGACUCAGCUAGACAUAGUACCCUACAAAGAUAAGGGCCAUCACCGCCUAAGAGGUACAGAAGAGAUAUUCCAGACCCUGGAAGAUAACCAGGUAGCUCUGUCAACCAUGAAGGCAUCACGUUUUGUCAAGGCCUUUGAGAAGGAUGUGGACCACUGGGAGCGUUGUCUGUCCCUUAUUUUGGAGGUUAUUGAGAUGGUGCUCACUGUGCAGCGUCAAUGGAUAUACCUAGAGAAUAUCUUCCUAGGAGAGGACAUCCGCAAGCAGCUGCCCAAUGAAUCAGCCUUAUUUGACCAGGUCAACAAUAACUGGAAAUCCAUCAUGGACCGAAUGAGCAAAGACAACAAUGCUCUCCGGAGUACCCACUACCCAGGCCUUCUGGAUAUAUUGAUAGAAAUGAACACAAUCUUGGAGGAUAUUCAGAAGUCUCUGGAUAUGUAUUUAGAGACCAAGCGCCAUAUUUUCCCUCGCUUCUACUUCUUGUCCAAUGAUGACCUGCUGGAGAUUCUGGGCCAGUCUCGCAACCCAGAAGCUGUGCAGCCACAUCUCAAAAAAUGUUUUGACAACAUCAAAUUGCUGAGAAUCCAGAAGAUGGGAGGGCCCAGCAGCAAGUGGGAAGCUGUGGGAAUGUUCUCAGGGGACGGGGAGUAUAUUGACUUCUUCCAUCCAGUACUCUUAGAAGGGCCUGUGGAGUCCUGGCUUGGGGAUGUGGAACGGGCCAUGAGGGUGACCCUGCGAGACCUUCUUCGGAACUGCCGCCUGGCACUCAAGAAAUUCCUUAACAAGAGGGACAAGUGGGUGAAGGAGUGGGCUGGCCAGAUGGUGAUCACAACCAGUCAGAUCCAAUGGACAGCUGAUGUAACCAAGUGCCUGUUGACAGCUAAGGAGAGGGCUGACAAGAAAAUCCUCAAGGUCAUGAAGAAGAAGCAGGUUUCAGUACUGAAUAAGUAUUCAGAAGCCAUCAGGGGAAACUUGACCAAAAUCAUGCGGCUUAAAAUUGUGGCUCUAGUGACAAUAGAAAUUCAUGCUCGAGAUGUGUUGGAAAAGCUUUACAAGAGUGGCCUCAUGGAUGUCAAUUCCUUUGACUGGCUCAGCCAGCUUAGGUUCUACUGGGAGAAGGAUCUCGAUGACUGCGUGAUCUGCCAGACCAACACACAGUUCCAGUAUGGCUAUGAGUACCUGGGAAACUCUGGCCGGCUGGUCAUCACCCCUCUGACGGACAGAUGUUACAUGACACUGACGACGGCUUUGCACUUACAUCGAGGGGGCUCCCCCAAAGGCCCAGCAGGCACUGGGAAGACAGAGACUGUCAAGGACUUGGGCAAGGCCCUGGGCCUUUAUGUCAUCGUGGUCAACUGCUCUGAGGGCCUGGACUAUAAAUCCAUGGGCCGAAUGUAUUCAGGCUUGGCCCAGACAGGAGCCUGGGGCUGCUUUGAUGAAUUUAACCGUAUCAACAUCGAGGUGCUGUCAGUGGUGGCCCAGCAGAUCCUGUCCAUCCUCUCUGCCUUGGCUGCCAGCCUCACCCGCUUCUAUUUUGAGGGCUUUGAAAUAAAUCUGGUGUGGUCUUGUGGGAUCUUCAUUACCAUGAAUCCUGGCUAUGCUGGCCGCACAGAGCUUCCUGAAAAUCUUAAAUCCAUGUUCCGUCCCAUUGCCAUGGUGGUGCCUGAUUCUACCCUUAUUGCAGAAAUCAUUCUCUUUGGGGAGGGCUUUGGCAACUGCAAGAUCCUUGCCAAGAAGGUGUACACCCUCUACUCACUGGCUAUGCAGCAGCUCUCCAGACAGGACCAUUAUGAUUUCGGCCUCCGCGCCCUCACCUCCCUUGUACGCUACGCUGGCAAAAAGCGCCGCCUACAGCCAGAUCUGACCGAUGAAGAGGUUCUGCUGCUCUCAAUGAGAGAUAUGAAUAUUGCUAAGCUAACCUCAAUCGAUGUGCCACUGUUCAACGCCAUUGUGCAAGAUCUUUUCCCCAGCAUUGAGCUGCCAGUCAUUGACUAUGGCAAGCUGCAGGAGACUAUUGAGCAGGAGAUUCGAGAUCGAGGCCUGCAAAGCACACCCUUCACCCUCACCAAGGUUUUCCAGUUGUAUGAAACCAAGAACUCCCGUCACUCUACCAUGAUAGUGGGCAACUCGGGCAGCGGCAAGACAACCUGCUGGCGCAUCCUGCAGGCCUCCUUGUCCUCCUUGUGCCGCGCUGGAGACCCCAACUUCAACAUUGUUAGAGAAUUCCCAUUGAACCCUAAGGCACUCUCCCUAGGGGAGUUAUAUGGAGAAUAUGACCUCAACACUAACGAAUGGACAGAUGGCAUUUUGUCCAGUGUCAUGCGGAUGGCAUGUGCAGAUGAGAAACCUGAUGAGAAAUGGAUCCUUUUUGAUGGCCCUGUGGACACACUGUGGAUCGAGAGCAUGAAUUCUGUCAUGGAUGACAACAAAGUGCUGACCCUGAUCAAUGGAGAGCGCAUUUCAAUGCCUGAGCAGGUGUCUCUCCUGUUUGAAGUGGAGAACCUGGCAGUGGCCUCCCCGGCCACUGUCUCUCGCUGCGGGAUGGUCUACACUGACUAUGUAGACCUGGGAUGGAAGCCCUAUGUUCAGUCAUGGCUAGAGAAGAGGCCAAAGAACGAGGUAGAGCCCCUUCAACGCAUGUUUGAAAAGUUCAUCAGCAAGAUCCAAGCCUUUAAAAAAGACAACUGCAAUGAGCUGGUGCCCCUCCCUGAGUACAGUGGCAUCAUCUCCCUUUGUAAGCUGUACUCAGCCCUGGCCACGCCAGAGAAUGGGGUGAACCCAGCUGAUGGUGAGAACUAUACAACUAUGAUAGAAAUGACAUUUGUGUUCAGCAUGAUCUGGUCUGUGUGCGCCUCUGUGGAUGAGGAUGGCCGCAAGAAGAUCGAUAGUUACCUUCGUGAAAUUGAGGGUUCCUUUCCCAAUAAGGACACAGUGUACGAGUAUUUUGUAGACCCCAAGAUGCGGAGUUGGACAUCAUUUGAGGAGAAACUUCCCAAGAGUUGGCGUUAUGCUCCAAACGCCCCCUUCUAUAAAAUCAUGGUGCCCACUGUCGACACUGUUCGCUACAAAUACCUAGUGAACACCUUGGUGGCCAGCCACAACCCCAUCCUGCUGGUGGGUCCUGUGGGGACUGGAAAGACCUCCAUAGCACAAAGCGUUCUGCAGUCCUUGCCCUCCAGUCAGUGGUCAGUGCUCACUGUCAACAUGUCUGCACAGACCACAUCCAACAAUGUACAGAGCAUCAUCGAGAGCAGGGUGGAGAAGCGAACCAAGGGUGUCUAUGUGCCAUUUGGGGGCAAAAGCAUGAUCACCUUUAUGGAUGAAUUUAAUAUGCCAGCUAAGGACAUGUUUGGAUCCCAGCCACCCCUGGAGCUGAUCCGCCUCUGGAUUGACUAUGGCUUCUGGUAUGAUCGUACAAAGCAGACCAUCAAGUACAUUCGAGAUAUGUUCCUGAUGGCUGCCAUGGGCCCUGCUGGAGGUGGUCGGACUGUCAUCUCCCCGAGGCUACAAAGUCGCUUCAACCUCGUCAACAUGACCUUCCCCACCGAGUCCCAGAUCAUUCGAAUAUUUGGCACCAUGAUCAACCAGAAGCUUCAGGACUUCGAAGAAGAGGUAAAGCCUAUUGGGAACAUAGUGACAGAGGCCACCUUAGAUGUGUAUAAUACAGUGGUACAACGCUUCCUCCCCACGCCUGCCAAGAUCCACUACCUCUUCAACCUUCGUGACAUCUCCAAGGUGUUCCAAGGCAUGCUUAGAGCUAACAAGGAUUUCCAUGAUACCAAGGCCAGCAUAACACGACUCUGGAUUCAUGAGUGCUUCAGAGUCUUCUCUGACCGACUGGUUGAUGCGACAGACAUGGAAGCCUUUGUGGGCAUCAUAAGCGAUAAACUCGGCUCCUUCUUUGACCUCACAUUUCAUAACCUCUGUCCAAACAAACGUACUCCUAUCUUUGGGGACUUCCUGAAGGAGCCAAAGGUUUAUGAAGACCUGACAGAUCUGAUGGUGCUGAAGACAGCCAUCGAGACUGCCCUAAAUGAAUACAACCUGUCUCCCUCUGUGGUGCCAAUGAAGCUGGUGCUCUUCCGAGAGGCCAUUGAACACAUUACACGGAUCGUUCGGGUGAUUGGACAGCCUCGGGGCAACAUGCUCUUGGUGGGUAUUGGAGGCAGUGGGCGACAGAGCCUGGCCCGCCUGGCAUCAUCCAUCUGUGAAUAUGACACCUUCCAGAUCGAGGUCACCAAACACUAUCGAAAGCAGGAGUUCCGAGAUGAUAUCAAGCGUCUGUAUCGCCAUGCUGGGGUAGAGCUCAAGACCACGUCCUUCCUUUUUGUGGAUACCCAGAUUGCUGAUGAAUCCUUCCUAGAGGAUAUUAACAACAUCCUCAGCUCAGGCGAGGUCCCUAAUCUCUAUAAGGCUGACGAAUUUGAAGAGAUACAGACGCUCAUCAUAGAGCAGGCCAGGGCUGAGCAGGUCCCUGAAUCCUCAGACAGCCUCUUCACCUACCUGAUUGAGCGUGUGCGGAACAACCUGCACAUCGUGCUCUGCCUCAGCCCUGUGGGGGACCCCUUCAGGAACUGGAUCCGCCAGUACCCAGCCUUGGUGAACUGCACAACCAUCAACUGGUUCUCAGAGUGGCCCCGCGAGGCCCUACUAGAAGUGGCUGAGAAGUACCUCGCGGGCGUGGACCUGGGAACGCAGGAGAAUGUCCACAAGAAAGUGGCCCAGAUCUUUGUCACCAUGCACUGGUCAGUGGCUCAGUAUUCCCAGAAAAUGCUGUUGGAGCUUCGAAGAUACAACUAUGUCACACCCACCAACUACCUGGAACUCGUGUCUGGAUAUAAGAAGCUGCUGGGAGAAAAACGGCAGGAACUGCUGGAUCAGGCCAAUAAGCUGCGGACAGGACUGUUUAAGAUCGAUGAAACUAGGGAAAAGGUGGAAGUGAUGUCCUUGGAGCUGGAGGAUGCCAAGAAAAAGGUGGCCGAGUUCCAGAAACAGUGCGAGGAGUACCUGGUCAUCAUUGUGCAGCAGAAGCGGGAGGCAGAUGAACAGCAAAAGGCAGUAACAGCCAACAGCGAAAAGAUUGCCAUUGAGGAAGUCAAGUGUCAGGCAUUGGCUGACAAUGCCCAGAAGGAUCUAGAGGAGGCACUGCCUGCUCUGGAAGAGGCCAUGCGGGCCCUAGAGUCACUGAACAAGAAAGAUAUAGGUGAGAUCAAGUCCUAUGGACGACCCCCUGCUCAAGUGGAGAUGGUGAUGCAGGCAGUCAUGAUUCUUCGGGGCAAUGAGCCCACAUGGACAGAGGCCAAACGACAGCUAGGGGAACAGAACUUCAUCAAGUCACUAAUCCACUUUGAUAAAGAUAACAUCUCGGAUAAGGUACUGAAGAAGAUUGGAGCCUACUGUGCCCAGCCAGACUUCCAACCUGAUAUCAUAGGCCGCGUCUCCCUGGCUGCCAAGUCUCUCUGCAUGUGGGUGCGGGCCAUGGAGCUGUAUGGGCGUCUGUAUCGAGUGGUGGAGCCCAAGCGUGCUCGAAUGAAUGCUGCCCUGGCCCAGCUUCAGGAAAAGCAAGCAGCCCUCGCCGAAGCCCAGGAAAAGCUGCGGGAGGUGGCGGAAAAACUGGAGAUGUUGAAGAAGCAGUAUGAUGAGAAGCUGGCACAAAAGGAAGAGCUCCGCAAGAAGUCUGAAGAAAUGCAGCUGAAGCUGGAGCGAGCUGGGAUGCUGGUGUCGGGCUUAGCUGGCGAGAAGGCCCGAUGGGAGGAGACCGUAAAGGGCCUGGAGGAGGAUCUUGGCUACCUGGUAGGAGACUGUCUUCUGGCAGCUGCCUUCCUGUCCUACAUGGGACCCUUCUUGACCAACUACCGGGAUGAGAUUGUCAACCAAAUCUGGAUCAGGAAGAUCCGGGAGCUUCAGGUUCCUUGCUCACCUCACUUCACCAUUGAUAAUUUCCUGUCCAAUCCUACCAGAGUUCGGGACUGGAAUAUCCAGGGGUUGCCUUCAGAUGCCUUCUCCACUGAAAAUGGCAUAAUUGUCACCCGUGGCAACAGGUGGGCCCUCAUGAUUGACCCUCAGGCCCAGGCCCAGAGAUGGAUCAAGAGCAUGGAAGGAAACCAGGGCCUGAAGAUCAUUGACCUGCAGAUGAGCGAUUACCUUCGAAUCCUAGAACAGGCCGUCCAGUUCGGAUACCCAGUGCUGCUCCAGAAUGUGCAGGAAUAUCUGGACCCCACACUCAACCCUGUGCUCAACAAGUCUGUGGCUCAUAUUGGUGGCCAGCUGCUGAUGCACAUUGGAGACAAGGAGGUGGAAUAUAACACCAAUUUUCGUUUCUAUAUCACCACCAAGCUCUCCAAUCCCCACUACAGCCCAGAGACCUCAGCCAAGACCACCAUUGUAAACUUUGCUGUUAAAGAACAGGGCCUGGAAGCCCAACUGCUGGGCAUUGUGGUACGGAAGGAACGGCCUGAGCUGGAGGAACAGAAGGAUUCACUGGUCAUCAAUAUUGCUGCUGGCAAGAGGAAGCUCAAGGAACUGGAGGACGAGAUCCUCCGGCUGCUGAAUGAGGCCACAGGCUCCCUGCUAGAUGAUGUGCAGCUGGUGAACACCCUGCAGACAUCCAAGAUAACUGCCAGUGAGGUGACUGAGCAGCUGGAGACCAGUGAGACCACAGAGAUCAACAUUGACAUGGCCCGUGAGGCUUACCGCCCAUGUGCCCAGCGUGCAUCAGUACUGUUCUUCGUGCUCAAUGACAUGGGCUGCAUUGAUCCCAUGUACCAGUUCUCACUGGAUGCCUACAUCAGCCUCUUCAUCCUCAGCAUUGACAAGAGCCAUCGCAGCAAUAAGCUGGAGGAUCGCAUUGACUACCUGAAUGACUACCACACCUAUGCUGUGUACAGGUACACCUGCCGCACCCUUUUUGAAUGCCACAAACUGCUCUUCAGUUUUCAUAUGUGCGCCAAGAUCCUGGAGACCUCUGGCAAGCUCAACAUGGACGAGUACAACUUCUUUCUGCGUGGGGGUGUGGUCCUGGAUCGGGAGGGUCAGAUGGACAACCCGUGCACUAGUUGGCUAGCAGAUGCCUAUUGGGAUAACAUCACAGAGCUGGACAAACUGACCAACUUCCAUGGGCUCAUGAACUCCUUCGAGCAGUACCCCCGGGACUGGCACAUGUGGUACACCAACGCCGCCCCAGAGAAGGCCAUGUUGCCAGGUGAGUGGGAAAAUGCCUGCAAUGAAAUGCAACGGAUGCUGAUUGUGCGCUCCCUGCGUCAGGACCGGGUGUCAUUCUGUGUGACCUCUUUCAUCGUCUCCAAUCUUGGCUCCCGCUUCAUUGAGCCACCCGUGCUAAACAUGAAGCUGGUGAUGGAGGACUCAACGCCACAAACCCCACUCAUAUUCAUCCUGUCCCCUGGCGUGGACCCCACCAGUGCCCUGCUCCAGCUGGCAGAGCACACAGGCAUGGCCCAGCGCUUCCACGCCCUCUCCCUUGGCCAGGGGCAGGCCCCCAUUGCUGCUCGACUCCUCAGAGAUGGUGUGGCUAAGGGACAUUGGGUAUUCCUGGCAAACUGCCAUCUGUCCCUGUCUUGGAUGCCCAACUUGGACAAGUUGGUGGAGCAACUACAGGUGGAGGACCCUCACCCUUCCUUCCGCCUCUGGCUCAGCUCUAGCCCCCACCCCGACUUCCCUAUCUCAAUCCUGCAGGCCAGCAUCAAGAUGACCACAGAACCGCCAAAGGGCCUAAAGGCCAACAUGACGCGUCUUUACCAACUGAUGUCAGAACCACAGUUUACCCGCUGCUCCAAACCUGCCAAAUAUAAGAAGCUGCUGUUUGCGCUCUGUUUCUUCCAUUCUAUAUUACUUGAACGCAAAAAGUUCCUGCAGCUUGGCUGGAACAUUAUCUAUGGCUUCAAUGACUCAGACUUUGAGGUAUCGGAGAACCUGCUGAGCCUCUAUCUGGAUGAGUAUGAAGAGACUGCCUGGGAUGCACUGAAGUACCUCAUUGCUGGCGUAAACUACGGUGGACAUGUCACUGAUGACUGGGACAGGCGCCUGCUCACCACCUACAUCAAUGACUAUUUCUGUGACCAGGCUCUGUCAACUCCUUCCUACCGGUUGUCAGCACUGGAGACUUACUUUAUCCCCAAGGAUGGGAGCCUGGCCUCUUACAAGGAAUAUAUCAGCUUGUUGCCCAGCAUGGACCCCCCUGAGGCCUUUGGCCAGCACCCCAAUGCUGAUGUGGCCUCUCAGAUAACUGAGGCACGAACUCUAUUUGAGACUCUGCUUUCCCUGCAACCUCAGAUCACACCUACCAGGGCUGGGGGCCAGAGCCGUGAAGAGAAGGUUCUUGAACUGGCUGCUGAUGUGAAGCAGCAAAUCCCUGAGAUGAUUGAUUAUGAGGGGACCCGAAAACUGCUGGCUCUCGAUCCCUCCCCCCUCAAUGUGGUCCUCCUGCAGGAGAUCCAAAGAUACAACAAGCUGAUGGAGACAAUCCUGUUGUCACUGACAGACCUCGAGAAGGGCAUCCAGGGCCUCAUUGUCAUGUCGACCAGCCUGGAAGAGAUUUUCAAUUGCAUCUUUGAUGCCCAUGUUCCUCCACUCUGGGGAAAGGCAUAUCCCUCUCAGAAGCCACUGGCUUCAUGGACCCGGGACCUGGCCAUGCGUGUGGAGCAGUUUGAGCUGUGGGCCAGUCGAGCCCGGCCUCCUGUGAUCUUCUGGCUCUCUGGCUUCACCUUUCCCACCGGAUUCCUCACUGCCGUAUUGCAGUCUUCAGCUCGCCAAAACAAUAUUUCAGUGGACAGCCUCUCCUGGGAGUUUAUUGUUUCCACUGUGGAUGAUAGCAACCUAGUGUAUCCACCAAAGGAUGGUGUUUGGGUUCGGGGCCUAUACCUGGAAGGUGCUGGCUGGGACCGGAAGAACUCCUGCUUGGUGGAGGCAGAGCCCAUGCAACUGGUCUGUCUCAUGCCCACCAUUCACUUUCGUCCUGCAGAGAGCCGCAAAAAGAGUGCCAAGGGCAUGUACUCGUGUCCUUGCUAUUACUAUCCCAACCGGGCAGGCAGCGCAGAUCGAUCCUCCUUUGUCAUCGGCAUUGACCUCCGUUCUGGGGCUAUGGCAUCUGAUCACUGGAUCAAGAGGGGUACUGCUCUACUCAUGAGCCUGGACAACUGAGGAGGCCUCCUUUUCUUCUUUGCUUGAGGGAGAGUCAGGGACUCUAGGAGCUAAGGCUCUUUGGACUAAGACUGGAUCUCAUUUAGGCUUGUGAUGCCCAGUGGUGAUAGCCAUAACUGAACGUUACAUAACGUUGGAAGAGUUAUAUUGGGGGUUGGGGACAUUAAAACACCUGUGACCACAAGCCCCAAGUCUUUUAGUGAAAUGGUGAUGAUUAGGGAGAGAAAGAAGCCUGGGACACACAUAAGACUGGAACUACCGAUGAGCUGCUGCUGAGCCCAGAGCUGCGAGGGAAGUGGGGCGGCCUUAAGCGGAAAGAAGGCGCGGCCCUGAGCCAAUGGGCAGGGCAGUGGGUCUAUUGGGGGCGUGGCCAAGUCGCGGGGCAGUGUUUAAACUGGCGGGGCGGGGCUUAACUUGGAAGGGCGCGGGAUCUGAAUGGAAAAGGGAUUUGUAAGGCGGGGAUCAGAGUCGGACCCCAUACACUGCGACCUGAACCUCGCCAUCGCUCCCGAUCUCCUACUUGGCACCGGUG